Messenger RNA from Cygnus atratus (black swan), 1245 nucleotides. RefSeq names its product synaptotagmin 2 (gene SYT2). Gene Ontology annotation, molecular function: phosphatidylserine binding; calcium-dependent phospholipid binding; syntaxin binding. Gene Ontology annotation, biological process: regulation of calcium ion-dependent exocytosis; cellular response to calcium ion; calcium ion-regulated exocytosis of neurotransmitter. The record is from RefSeq and is a predicted model, not a curated record. Lineage: Eukaryota; Metazoa; Chordata; Aves; Anseriformes; Anatidae. Gene Ontology annotation, cellular component: synaptic vesicle membrane; axon; dense core granule.
AUGACGUUCAAGCAGGCGUCCAUGAUGGCCCCGGAGGCUGCGGCCACCACUGUGCCCAUGGCCACCAUGGAGAACUCCACUGAGGCCGCGGGGCCGGGUGAGAGCAAGGAGGACAUGUUUGCCAAGCUGAGGGAGAAGUUCAUGAAUGAGCUCAACAAGAUCCCCUUGCCGCCCUGGGCCCUCAUCGCCAUCGCUGUGGUCGCCGGCCUCCUCAUCCUCACCUGCUGCUUCUGCAUCUGCAAGAAGUGCUGCUGCAAGAAGAAGAAGAACAAGAAGGAGAAGGGCAAAGGCAUGAAGAACGCCAUGAACAUGAAGGACAUGAAGUCGGGCAACCAGGACGACGACGAUGCGGAGACGGGCCUGACGGAGGGGGAAGGUGAAGAGGAGGAGAAGGAGCCAGAGAACCUGGGCAAGCUGCAGUUCUCGCUGGACUACGAUUUCCAGGCGAACCAGCUGACGGUGGGGAUCCUCCAAGCCGCCGAACUGCCAGCCCUGGACAUGGGCGGCACCUCGGACCCCUACGUCAAGGUGUUCCUGCUCCCCGACAAGAAGAAGAAGUACGAGACCAAGGUGCAGAAGAAGACACUCAACCCUGCCUUCAACGAGACCUUCACCUUCAAGGUCCCCUACCAAGAACUGGGCGGGAAGACGCUGGUGAUGGCCAUCUACGACUUCGAUCGCUUCUCCAAGCACGACAUCAUCGGCGAGGUGAAGGUGCCCAUGAACACGGUGGACCUGGGGCAGCCCAUCGAGGAGUGGCGGGACCUGCAGAGCGGCGAGAAGGAGGAGCCAGAGAAGCUCGGCGAUAUCUGCAUCUCCCUGCGGUACGUUCCGACGGCCGGGAAGCUCACUGUCUGCAUCCUAGAGGCCAAGAACCUGAAGAAGAUGGAUGUGGGGGGCCUCUCAGAUCCCUACGUGAAGAUUCACCUACUGCAGAACGGGAAGAGGUUGAAGAAGAAGAAGACCACAGUCAAGAAGAAGACCUUAAACCCCUACUUCAACGAGUCCUUCAGCUUUGAGAUCCCCUUUGAGCAGAUACAGAAAGUGCAGGUGGUCAUCACGGUGCUAGACUAUGACAAGCUGGGGAAGAAUGAAGCCAUCGGCAAGAUAUUCACGGGCUGCAACUCCACCGGCACGGAGCUGCGGCACUGGUCCGACAUGCUGGCCAACCCCGGCGGCCACAUUGCCCAGUGGCACUCGCUGAAGCCAGAGGAAGAAGUAGAUGCAGCUCUCGGGAAAAAAUAA